Molecule: messenger RNA, 2321 nt
Organism: Brassica napus (rape)
Lineage: Eukaryota; Viridiplantae; Streptophyta; Magnoliopsida; Brassicales; Brassicaceae
Product: B3 domain-containing protein REM7
Exons: 8
Coding region: 1138-2244 (368 amino acids)
Molecular function (GO): DNA binding
Source: RefSeq, a predicted model, not a curated record
UUAAAGUUUCACCGUCGAUGUUUCUCUUCUAGCAUUAGUUACCUCCUCAGCUCAAUUCUCUGCUGUUCUUCUCGUUCCAGCUUCCGUUUAGGUUCGCAAUCUCGCUUUUUAAGCUCACUUUGAAGAAGUUUUGAAAUGUUUGGCUGGCAAUGGUGGGAACUUUGGCUCUAGUGCACUGUUUGUGGGAGAGAUGAACCAUGGACAACAAUCUUGCGAGGCAAAGCAUGAAUAUGAUGCUGCUCUUACAGAGUUACUUGAGUCUCUGAUCUGAUGGACUAUAAUCCUACUGCAAACUUCCCUUUUCACUGUUUAGAACACUUGACCGGUUCUUCAAUGAUUGAAAGCUCUGGACUUGUUAUGUUAUCUUAGAUUCCUGAUGAUCUAGUGGAUCACUACUUGGCUAAGAAUGGGUUUCAGUGCCCUGACGAAGGACUUGUAGAAGAAUAAGGCUAGUUGCUGUGGCUACGCAGAAGUUUGUUGCAGAUGUUGCCAGCGAAAGAAAAGCAACCAACAGAGGCACUGCAAAGGCUAAACAAGAAGCAGCAAAAGGAUAAGCGUUUAAUAUUUUGACAGUGGAAGACAUUUCAAAAGAUUUGCGUGAGUAUGGUGUGAUCGUGAAGCAUCCAGCAUAAUAUGCUGAUAGCCCUUUGACCGGAAUGGAUCCUGCGACAAGGGAGGAAUAGAAACCAGCAAGUCUUGACGACCUUUGCCUAGUAAGGAUGAUCAUGUGUUUCAGUUAAAAGCAAAACUCAAUUUCUCUUCCUAGUUGUCUAUUACAAGUAGAUCCUUUUGUUGUCUGUAUCUUGACUUGUGUCCCUCUGAUAAUAAGAUUUCGAUUUCUCAGUUCAUUAAGGGAAGGUUCUUUUAAUGGCACAAUACCACAGGAUAUUAAGUAGUGUUUGGUCUUAACCCAAAAAGAUACAGAGAAACCAACAAAGUUCUACAGCUUUUUUUACUAUUCAUGCACGUUGGCUCUAUUUCCUUUGAUUAAAGACAAAACUCUGAAACACUUACUUUUUCUAUAAAGUAAAAAAAAGAGUUCUAUUCACACAUUGAAGUUUGAACCAAGAUAACAAAACAUGAUUUUUUUCUUUAAUAAAGAGGAACAACAACAACGUUUCUUUUUUCUUUCUUCUCAUGAAUUGUUUGAAUUCAAUGGCGAAUCCACCACUUGAGUCUCCGACCAAUCCACAUUUCUUCCAGCCACUUCUUCCCGGUUUCGACACUCACCUCACAAUACCAGUUGCCUUCUUCUCAAAGCACAUAGAAGGAAAAAACGAGCAGAGAAAAGCUAAACUGAGAUCACACGCUUCAGAUAAAACUUGGAAAGUGACAAUAGAUGGUCGGAGAUUCACCAGAGGCUGGAAAGACUUUGCCACAGCACAUGACCUUCGAAUCGGCGACGUCAUUAUUUUCAGACACGAAGGAGAUAUGGUGUUUAACGUCACUCCUUUCGGUCCUAGCUGUUGUGAGAUUCACUAUGAACAAUCUCACCUCAUCAAGGAAGAAGAGUUUGACAACAAUGAUGAUGACAAUGAGAAUCAUUGUAGAACAAAGUCCUCUUUCUCAUUUGAUUACUGUUUUGUAGCACAAGUCACUGCUUCAAAUCUAAGACUAGACACACUUGACCUUCCUAUGGAAGCUGAGAGUUCGAAUGCUCUGAACAAAAGAUGCCACGAGAUGAUAGUAGUGAACAAAGAGGGAAACUCGUGGACUGUGAGUUUGAGAUUUAGGGAAUCAAGCGGAAGUUAUUACAUCAGAGGAGGCUGGAGAAGAUUCUGCCGUGAUAACAGACGAAAAAUAGGAGAUUUAAUGGUGUUUAAUCUGGUGGGAGACGGCAAGACUUCUCCCAUGAUAUGUAUAUGUCCUGAAGAAGAGUGUUCAGAACUAGUGAGGAAGGCAAAGAGGCGUUCUAAAUGGGUAGCUUCAUCAUCUUCAAGGAGAAACCGUUUUGUCACAAUCUCUCUCACACGUUACAACUUCAGAAGCUCCAAACUUAUUCUUCCAGCAACUUUCAUGAAGAUCAACGGUAUCAAGAGGCAGAAUGAGAUAAUCCUUAUGGACAAACAUGGUGUGAGGUGGGUAACGAAGCUGGUGAAGGAUGGAUCAAAAUAUGGAAAAAGAGGAUUAGGAAAAGGAUGGAAAGAUUUCUGUGAGGCUAAUGAUGUAUUGAAGAUUGGCCAGCCUUUUCUGUUGGAGUUGGUUUGGGAAGACACACUUCCUGUUCUUAAGUUUUGUUCUUAGGUCAAAGUUGAAACAAUCUGUGACUGAAGAACAGAGUAAUUUAUUUACUCUCUAAAUUAGAUAACAGUUGCCAUUAA